Messenger RNA from Nematostella vectensis (starlet sea anemone), 2925 nucleotides. Its product is annotated as histone acetyltransferase KAT2A. Gene Ontology annotation, cellular component: nucleus; histone acetyltransferase complex. The coding region runs from base 7 to 2418 and encodes 803 amino acids. The record is from RefSeq and is a predicted model, not a curated record. Gene Ontology annotation, biological process: positive regulation of transcription by RNA polymerase II; chromatin remodeling. The transcript has 18 exons. Lineage: Eukaryota; Metazoa; Cnidaria; Anthozoa; Actiniaria; Edwardsiidae. Gene Ontology annotation, molecular function: protein binding; histone H3 acetyltransferase activity.
UGCGAAAUGCGAAAUAGGGUGAUAAACAAAAAAUCCAAAAUGGCGGCUGUGAUUGGCGAGACUACUACAAAUGGAGCGAGCGCUGAUCCGUCUAGAAGGGCAGCAACACAGCAAAUGAAUCCUUCAGAGUUUAGCCGACCGGUAAAUCUACAGAGAAUAGCUCAAAGAAAGGCUCAAGUCAAGACAUAUCCGCGUCGAAAGAAACUGGAAAAACUAGGGGUCUAUUCCAGCUGCAAAGGAGAGGAUACUUGCAAAUGUAAUGGAUGGAAGAACCCCAACCCCCCACCCACCCCUCCCCGGCUAGACCUGUCUCAACCGCUGGCCAGCCUGAAUGACCCGUGUCGCAGCUGUGGACACUCUCUGGGACUCCACAUUUCCCAACUGCAAAGCAUAUCUGAGGAUGAACUUGACAGGUUACUCUGUAUGGUGGUGGAUGUUGAGAACUUGUUCAUGUGUGUUCACAAGGAAGAGGAUGCGGACACAAAGCAAGUUUACUUCUACCUGUUCAAGCUUUUACGAAAGUGCAUUUUACAAAUGUCAACGCCCAAUGUUGAGGGCCAGCUUGGCACACCUCCAUUUGAAAAGCCAAGUAUUGCCAAGGCUGUUAUAAAUUUUGUCCUUCACAAGUUUGGCCACUUGCCUCAGCGGGAAUGGCAAAUAAUGCAUGAUUUGGCCAAAAUGUUUCUUCACUGUUUGAACCACUGGAAAUUAGAGACAGUAGCGAUGCGAAAGCAACACGCAGAGGCUGAGCACAUUGCCGCAUAUAAACUAAACUACACAAGAUGGCUUUGUUACUGUCAUGUGCCAGUCUUCUGUGAUAGCCUCCCAAAGUGUGACACAACAGCAGUGUUUGGGAGGACCCUCUUGAGAUCUGUGUUCUCAGUAAUGAGGAGUCAACUCUUGGAGAAGUUUAGAGCUGAGAAGGACAAAAUGCCUGCAGACAAGAGGACUAUUGUGCUCACUCAUUUUCCAAGGUUUUUAUCCAUGCUUGAAAAGGAAGUUUAUGGUGAGAGUUCUCCAAUUUGGGAUGAUGACUUUACAGUUCCACAGUCUUUGAUGGCAGCCAGAGCAUCUUCAACACCUGUUGUCACUAUCAAUGCUGAAAGUGGGGAUUCACAAACUGGUUCAUCAGCAGCAACUUUGCCAUCAGGAUUAAAUAUUUUGUCUUCAAGUUCACCAACAUUCGAAGAGCUCACUUGUGUAAAGAGAUCUCAUGAUGAGGAUGUGACUGCUGCCCCUUCAGAGAAGAAGCAAAAGCUUGCGGGUGAUGUACCUCUUGAUGUCCUAAAGCAAGUUGUGGAGACAAUAAGUGACCCUUCGGCUAUGAUAGGUCCAGAGAGUGGCUUAUACCCGGGAGCCCAUAGUGCACGUGAUGAGCAUGCGCGCUGCGAGGAGAGACGAGGCGUUAUUGAGUUUCAUGUUGUUGGCAACUCCCUUCGGCGGAUGCCUUCUCGUCUGACCCAACAAUGGCUGGUUGGUUUGCAGAAUGUCUUCUCAUAUCAGCUCCCGCGCAUGCCCAAAGAAUACAUCACAAGACUUGUGUUUGACCCGAAACACAAGACGUUAGCUCUUGUCAAGGAUAAUCGUCCGAUUGGUGGAAUUUGUUUUCGGAUGUUUCCCACACAAAACUUCACUGAGAUUGUAUUCUGUGCCAUCACUUCAAACGAACAAGUCAAGGGUUACGGCACACACCUCAUGAAUCACCUGAAGGACUAUCAUAUCAAACACGGCGUACUGAACCUGCUAACCUACGCUGACGAGUAUGCCAUCGGCUACUUCAAGAAGCAGGGCUUUAGCAAAGAGAUCAAGAUCCCCAAGGCCUCAUACACGGGUUACAUUAAGGAGUACGAAGGCGCCACACUCAUGCACUGUCAGGUCAACAGCUGUAUUCAAUACACCGAGUUCUCCACCAUAAUACGAAAACAGAAAGAGAUCGUCAAGAAACUGAUGAGCCGAAAGCAGGAGCAGAUCCGUCGCGUGUACCCAGGGCUGACGUGCUUCAAAGAGGGAGUCCGACAGAUCCCAGUCGAGAGUAUUCCUGGAAUAAGUGAGACUGGCUGGCGAUCGAGUAUGAAUAAAAGCGUCACCAAAGAAGCAGAUCCAUCAGUUUUACAAACGCAACUCAAGAACAUCCUGACGCAAGUCAAGAAUCACGCCAGUGCCUGGCCGUUUCAGAAGCCUGUUGAACGCGCGGAAGCUCCGGACUAUUACGAACACAUCAAGUACCCCAUGGAUUUAAAGACGAUGACAGAGCGCCUUAAAAGUGGCUAUUACAGUUCGAAGAAGCUCUUCGUAGCAGACAUGCGCAGAAUCUUCCAGAACUGUCGCACGUACAACUCGCCCGAUACGGAGUAUUACAAGUGCGCGAACACUGUUGAACGGUUCUUCCUUAGCAAGAUAAAGGAGCCGGGAAAAUGAGGGCACCGUUGAACGGUUCUUCGUUAGCAAGAUAAAUGAGCCGGAAAAAUAAGGACACUGUUGAACGGUUCUUGCUUAGCAAGAUUAAUAAGGAGCCGGGAAAAUGAGGGCACCGUUGAACGGUUCUUCCUCAGCAAGAUAAGGGAGCCGGGAAAAUUAGGACACCGUUGAACGGUUCUUCGUUAGCAAGAUUAAGGAGCCGGGAAAAUAAGGACACCGUCGAACGAUUCUUGCUUAGCAAGAUUAAGGAGCCGGGAAAAUAUGGACACCGUUGAACGGUUCUCUCUUCGAACAAUCACAGCCGUUUUUGGUUAUCCAAAUAUGGAAAGUGCAAGUUUCUUUUGGAGGCGGGAAAACUGUGCGGACUUUUUAAACUGUUGAUUCAGAUCGGAAACAUGAUCUUACUCUAUAGAGUAAGAGACUCUCGAGUCACGGGUUGCGAAAUCGCAAAGCAGAUUUGUGUAUUUAUUUCAAAAUCAACUUCAAUAAAAUAAUAAUUGGAAGGAA